GCUCGACCCAAAAUUCUCACCGUCCUCACUGUAUUCGUAACUUCACCCAGCUUCACCCGCACUCUUUCUUUUGUGACAAUAUUAGUUCAUUGAAUCCUGUCUUCACUCAUCUUACAUCUCCUGGAUGCUCAAAUCAUCCAUUCGCCACAAACCGAUCCUGCAUGACUUCAAUAUCUAGAACCUCAAGAAUUAUUAGUACUAAAGAAGCUGCUGAUAGCUCAAAUAUUGUGGUGUCGAGCUCGUGCAAAUCCAGGCCUAUCAAAUCAAAUAAGGAGGCCAUACGAUCUACACAUGAAAAAGGUGGUCGCACAGGUGCAAGAACCCGUACUCCCGUUUGGAUCCCUAAAGGAAGCAGGAGAACGCGAAAUUGUAAUCCCAACUUGCGCCCGAAACCCUGACAAGGUGCAAGAACCCGUACUCCCGUUUGGAUCCCCGAAGGAAGCAGGAGAACUCGAAAUUGUAAUCCCAACUUGCGCCCGAAACCCUCAAGUCUGUAGGUACUUUGGGUAUGGUUUCUGUGAAUGGGGUAAACGAUGCCGUCGUAUACAUCAUUUUGACACGCGUAACGAGGUGAACCGAAGGAUACUACAAAAUGUUUUCAAGGACGACCCUCCUAAAGUAGUUCCCACCAAAGCGAAUGUCAACGAAGCCUGUCGCCUCUAUAUCGAAGGUCGCUGUAACCUUGGCUGGCGUUGUCGUCGUAUCCAUCUAAUUCCUCUAUCCCGCGCGUUCACCGACGUCGAUGCGUCAAACUCGCCCGAAAGUGAGCUCGAAGAUGAUCUCAUUGUUAAAUUGCCACCUUCUUCAAAGCCACUAUUACCACCUACAACCUGCCUCAACGUGCCAACUGACACUCAACUUUCACAAUCCUUAUCGGGUCAGUUCAUGCUUGACCUGGGGUCGCACCUAUGGCUCAAAGCCUCUAAGGUUGUGGAGCUUCCUGAGCCCGAAAGGUGGGGAUGUGAAACAGAUGCAAGUACAUGGCUGGACACCGACAGCGACACCUCUGAAGGAUCUAAUUCUUUGGACUCUAGUACCUCGUCAUUAGAGGCGAGUGCUCAAGUCAAGCAUCCGCCUCCUAGGAACUCCGAAACAUGUAGGCGAUGGCUGAAAGGAUGCUGUGAACGAGGCUAUAGCUGCCCAUAUGUGCAUAAAGACCUCGAAUAUGACAAAUCUCCGUUUGAGCCUCGACCUACUGCCCCAACGUUUUAUAUGGCUACUAUACAUGACCAUAUUCGAGUCAAGUUUGGCGCUGGAUUCAGUGUUCAAGAAGUCAUCACUGGUUUUGAAACUCCGUGGCUAUAUGUUAACAAUAUUCCAUCCAAUGUAUCGCAGGACGAAGUUACACAACUUCUCUCAAAGCAUGGUACAGUGCAGGACUUCCGUUCAGAAACUGGUAACCAACGAGGAACCCUGCGAGUACGUGUGCGUUUUUCCAGUGACAUCGAAGCGCGGAACGCAAACAUCAUUCUCAAUGGGACACGGCAAUGGGGAUCUCUCAUCUCAACUCAGCUUCCUGUGAAUACCGCUCAUGGCCGUGGUGCAACGCUUCAGAAUACUGCUGUUCGGAUUGAAUGGGAAGCACCUAGCAUUAUUGGGUAUGCUGGGUACCCUACCGAGGAACGAGCAAAGGAGGCCAUCGCUAUCGCUAAGACUGCAUACUCUGAAACUUACAUUUCUGCUCACAUGUAUUCCGGACUACCUCAGAUGGCUGCAUACACUGUCCGUUUUCUCAAUCUCCCUGUUCAUACCAAAAAAGAACAGAUGAGAAAAUAUUCAAAACCUCUAGAUAUGAUGUGGGACGUGCCAAAUUAUACCUCGGUUGACGAGGUGGCCACAUUUCUGCGUCGUAGACUAGAAUCGAACGGAAUUGAUAUCAUCAGCUUCGAGGUCCUACCUCCACCAUACCGCGAUGGCCGGGUCAGAGCCUGGGUCCAUUUCCUCGCACCCGUUGCUGCCAAGGCUGCGUGCCAGCUUCUUCACCUCCGUAAACCAAUGUGCACGGGCAGAACUCGUAUAUUUGCAUACCACGUGCAAUCCCUUUCCUACUCUAUUCUACUUGAGCAUUACAAGAAAAUCCAGGACGACAUUCUACUUUUCCGUGAAAGGCUACGGCGCGAAGUUCAGGGAACGACUUUUACAGUCAUUCCCGGCGCGUCAUCCGUUACCAUUCGAUUAUCUGCUAUCGAUGGAAAGGAUCUUGGCAAUUUAAAGGCCGAGUUCGAACAUCUUCGCGGAGGUGAAGUUGUGAAGCAUGACGGCGAGGUGCUUUGGGAUCGAUUUUUUGGUCUCCCUGCAGGAAAGUCUUAUCUCAGGAGGCUCGAGAUUGCUCAUCUUGGAAUUGCAAUUCGAGAGGAUGCUAUGAGACGGCGGCUCACGCUGUUUGGACAAUCCGCUCUUCGAGAGGAGGUUAAAGCUGCUUUGACCGAAAAGCAUAAUGAACUUUUGGUAGCAGAGAAGCGAUGUCUUUUCCUUGGACCUCUUAUUGGACCAUUCAUACAUUCUGAACUCGGAUCUCUUUCCCAAAGGCUGGGUCCUGAGAAAGUUGUUCUGGAUAUGUGGAACCGUCAGUUGGUAGUGAGCGGUAAAGAUCAUGAUUUUCGUGUCGCUCUGCAGGCUGUUCAAAAAAUUCAACGCAGACAGCAUCCCCAUUUGCAACGCGACGUUGCAUCUUGUCCUGUCUGUCUUGGGGAGGUUGAUUGUCCAGUCACUCUUCCCCAGUGCAAGCACAGUUAUUGCCGUGCUUGCUUAAUCAGCUAUCUUCAAGCCGCGAUUGAUGGUAGAUUCUUUCCGUUAACAUGCUUGGGUAACGACGACAAUUGUUCAAGUCCCCUUUCGAUCUCACUCGCGCGUCAAGUCCUUUCGUCAGGUGAAUUUGACUCACUAAUCGAGGCCGCUUUUGAAGCGCAUAUCCACGAACGUCCCGAAGAAUUCCAUUAUUGCCCCUCUCCUGACUGCAUGCAAGUCUACCGACCGGCUCCCAGUGGCAACAUCUUGCAGUGUCCGUCAUGUCUGCUUCGCAUAUGUCCACAAUGUCACGUCGAACAGCACGACGGAUUUGAGUGCCCCGAUCGUGAUGGUGGGGACCACCUAUUCAAUGAGUGGGCAAGAACUCAUAAUGUGAAAAAUUGUCCUUCGUGCCGGGUCCCUAUUGAACGAGCGGAAGGAUGCAACCAUGUUACUUGUAUUCGCUGUCGGACUCAUAUCUGCUGGGUUUGUAUGCAAACUUUUCCUAGAGGUGAUGGUAUAUAUAACCAUAUGCGCGCUGAGCAUGGAGGCAUUGGGAAUGCCUUCGACGAUGAUGGGCUAUGAACUUUACGAACCAUAUGCCAUGUUAGUAUCUAUCUCUUGUAUCUGUAUUUUAU
Lentinula edodes (shiitake mushroom) is the source of this 3365-nucleotide messenger RNA. RefSeq lists its product as uncharacterized. The coding region runs from base 292 to 3312 and encodes 1006 amino acids. Gene Ontology annotation, biological process: protein linear polyubiquitination; proteasome-mediated ubiquitin-dependent protein catabolic process. The record is from RefSeq and is a predicted model, not a curated record. The transcript is spliced from 11 exons. Gene Ontology annotation, molecular function: zinc ion binding; ubiquitin-protein transferase activity; RNA binding. Gene Ontology annotation, cellular component: ubiquitin ligase complex. NCBI's taxonomy places the organism in Eukaryota, Fungi, Basidiomycota, Agaricomycetes, Agaricales, Omphalotaceae.